Molecule: messenger RNA, 671 nt
Organism: Acyrthosiphon pisum (pea aphid)
Lineage: Eukaryota; Metazoa; Arthropoda; Insecta; Hemiptera; Aphididae
Product: zinc finger protein 830
Biological process (GO): mitotic DNA replication checkpoint signaling; nuclear DNA replication; mitotic DNA damage checkpoint signaling
Cellular component (GO): spliceosomal complex; nucleus
Molecular function (GO): nucleic acid binding; zinc ion binding
Source: RefSeq, a predicted model, not a curated record
AUAUAGCUUAAGCGGUCAAUUGUCAUGCGCUGUAUGUAAAUUGAACAUAAAAGAUGAUUCUUCAUGGAGUGUUCAUAUCUCUUCCAAAGUUCACAAGGAUAACAUUUCCAAACGUAAACCAGAAUCAUCAAGAAUGACUGAAAGAUUAGCGGUGACUACGGAAAGCUUAAAACGAACUCUACCUAAACAAGAAAGUUUUGUUCCACCGAAAAAAUUAAAAGGUAUUUUAAAAAAUUAUAUAGCUCCACCAGAAAAAGUCCCUAGUGAUUUCUUUGAAAGCCCAACGCCAAACUCAUUAGAAAAUACAAAUGUUAAUCAAGAAACUGAUGAAAAAAUGGAUGUACAACCAGAGACUCUUGAUGAUUUAAAUCUCGAUGGAGGUGAACUCCCCAAAGGAUUUUUUGAUGAUCCGAUGUUGGAUGCUAAGAUUCGAAAAGAGGAAUAUGUCAGCUCAAUAGAUGAAGAAUUUUUAAAAUUUCAAAAAGAAAUUAAAGAAGAGAAUAUGUUAUCUGAACAGAUAAUGGCAGAUAAUGAAGAUGAAACUACAUAUGGGCGACAAGUAGAAGAAAUUGACGAACAAAUCAAACAUUGGUCUAAGUAUGUUUCAUUUUAAUAAUAAUGAAGAAAAGUGGCAUGCUCAACAUUUUUGAAAGAUGGGGAUAUGUAUUUUU